AUGGGCUCAACUUCUGAUAUCCCGACCCCAGGACGGACUAUCGAUGUUGAACCAAGAGAUCUCGAGGCUCAGGCUGUUCAAGGUCAGCCUAAACGAUUCGCCAAUAUACGAUAUGCAGUUAUGAGUAUAUAUCGUCGGCUGUUCACACUGGUUUUCUUCGCAAAUAUUGGAGUCUUUGUCUGGAUCAUGGUCUCGGACCGCAAACUUGUUGCCCUGGUCAAUGCAACGGCUGCCAACCUUCUCGCAUGUGGGCUUGCACGUCAGCCACUAGUUGUCAAUGCUAUUUUUUGGGUGGUGUGUUGCAUUCCUCGGUCGGCACCGUUUGUCUUGCGCCGUUGGGCGGCCAAAGCCUACCACUAUGGUGGCGUGCAUAGCGGUUGCGGGAUAGCAGCCUUGGUCUGGUAUCUGGGCUUCAUUGGCCUGAUCUCGCAGCAGUAUUGGGGGCCAUCUGCACCCACAGCUGAUGCAUCAGCUGUCAACUUUUCAGCCGCUCCCAUCACGCUGGCUUACAUCAUCCUCGUGCUGUUGGUGGCGAUUCCCGUUGUGGCACACCCCACGUUGCGGGCGAAGCGGCAUGAUUAUUUCGAACUCACCCACCGUUUCUCGGGGUGGCUGGUCAUUGCGUUGUUUGUUGCGCUCUUGAUGGUGUUUGCGCAUGAGAUCACGCAAGCCGAGGGUCUUGCAUUGGGUUAUUUCCUUCUCAGAUUGCCCGCCUUUUGGUUCCUGGUGGUCACAGUGAUCGCCAUAGUUCAUCCAUGGUUGUUGCUGCGUAAGGUGCCGGUACGGGCCGAGGUCCUUUCCACACACGCCGUGAGGCUGCAUUUCAACUAUCGACCCACCUCGUUCGGCAAAGGUAUCUCUCUCUCAAGACACCCUUUGCGUGACUGGCAUGGCUUUGCAACGUUUCCCGAUCCCACACCAACGGACAAGAAUGAAGCCCCGGGCUUCUCUUGUCUAGUUUCGAAGGCAGGGGACUGGACCACCGACUGCAUCCAGAACCCGCCAACCCAUCUAUGGAAGCGUGGAGUGCGCAUCACUGGCUUUGCAUAUGCCAUGCGUGUCUUCCGGCGAAUCAUCGUCGUGACGACGGGAUCUGGCAUUGGCCCCUGUUUAUCUUUCCUUGGAGACCACAAUCGACCAGCUCUGCGUGUGGUUUGGCAGACUCGAGCGCCACUCAGGACAUACGGUGAGGGGGUAAUGGACCUUGUACGCCGAAUGGAUCCCAGUCCGAUCGUCAUGGAUACAAACGUUUGUGGACGCAUCGACAUGGUUCCCAUUGUACAGCGUCAAGUCCAAGAGUUCGAUGCCGAAGCGGUGUGCGUGAUCAGUAACCCCAUGCUGACACGCCGAAUUGUGUAUGAGCUCGAGGUGCGCGGGGUCCCAGCGUUUGGGCCGAUUUUCGAUUCAUGA
Penicillium cosmopolitanum is the source of this 1410-nucleotide messenger RNA. RefSeq names its product integral membrane protein TmpA. Lineage: Eukaryota; Fungi; Ascomycota; Eurotiomycetes; Eurotiales; Aspergillaceae. Gene Ontology annotation, biological process: conidium formation; regulation of conidium formation; sexual sporulation resulting in formation of a cellular spore. Bases 1 to 1410 code for a protein of 469 amino acids. The transcript has a single exon. The record is from RefSeq and is a predicted model, not a curated record.